CCGCGGGCUUCAGCAUGAAGCAACUAAAGAGGGUUCACCGUAUCCAAAGCAUUCCUCACUUUUCAACACUGACCAUUUUUAAAACAAAAAAUAGACGCUAUGGAAAAACUAACUCUGCAACAAUUGGUGGAUCUGCAGAAUAUUCAGAUUGAGAUAAACAGCAAUAAGGACACCUACCUGAAGACUUACCGUGAAACUCUUAAAAGGAAAUUCAGAAUAGAAUUAAACAAUUUGGUUCGAGCUGAUUUUAAUAUAGUUAAAACUGAGUUAAAGGUUCCUCAGUUACCACCCCUUCCUGUCGAAGAAGAGAGAACCCCAUCCACAUUACAGUUCAGCGAUUUGGUAAAAGACUACGAUUUCACAAUGGACUGCUUGUCCUUGCUGUAGGACUGCUCCGAUCGGUCUUUGGUACUGUUCAGCCAAUAUCCAUGCAGA
Messenger RNA from Drosophila eugracilis, 435 nucleotides. RefSeq lists its product as uncharacterized. Lineage: Eukaryota; Metazoa; Arthropoda; Insecta; Diptera; Drosophilidae. The transcript has 4 exons. Bases 100 to 387 code for a protein of 95 amino acids. The record is from RefSeq and is a predicted model, not a curated record.